Chara braunii is the source of this 1117-nucleotide messenger RNA. NCBI's taxonomy places the organism in Eukaryota, Viridiplantae, Streptophyta, Charophyceae, Charales, Characeae. The record is from the annotation of a GenBank genome assembly.
AUCACUCUCUCUUCGUGUCAUCCAGCCUCGCCCCGCUCAUCUUGGCCGUCAAUCUGUUAUCCCAUACAGAAGAUCAUCGCGAAGGAUGAAGAGGAGACAGCAAGGGAAGAUCAAGAGGUGGAGAAAGGAGGAAAGGAGGAAGAGGAGGGGGACAAAAUCGGGAAGGUGGAGAAAGGAAAGGUGGAAGGAGAGGCGGGGGAGAAAAUCGAGGAGGGGGAGGGAGGGGGAGCGAAGGAGGAGAGGAGGAGGAGAAGGAGGAGAAGGAGGAGAAGGAGAGGAGGAGGAAGAGAGGAGGAGAAGGAAAGGAGGAAGAGUAGGAGGAGAAAACGGACUUGCAAACGAGGACGACGAGAGGUUGAGAAGAAAGACAGCGACAAAGUACAUUCGUGAGGGAAGCCGACUAAGGGAUGAGGACGGCGAGGAGGAAGAGGAGGAGGAAGAGGAGCAGGAGGGGGAGGAGGAGAAGGGGGAGGAGCAGGGGGAGGAGGAGGAGGGGGAGUAGGAGGAGAAAGAGGAGCAGGAGGAGGAGGACGAUGACGACGAUAGCAUGAGAGGGUAGAAGGACGAUGACGACGAUAGCAUGAGAGGGUAGCAAGAUAGGAGAAGGUCACAAGGAGGAGAAACAGGGGAACGGCGGGGCUUAUCCCGACGUUGCUUGCCCGAAAUACAUGCGGGUGAAAACGGUACCUGUACCUGUACCCACUUGCCGAAGGAAGAGGAGGUGAAAGAUAUGGCGGAAGAGGGAAGAGAGGGGAGGAGAAAAGAUGGGGAACAUGUACGAGGUCAAAAGGGAGGAGGGGAGGAAGACGGGCCAAGAACGAUGAAGGCAAGCUGCUGUAUGUAUGUAGACUGAAAGUUGAACCGAAUGCAGCAUUAUGAGGACCAGGCACUCUAGUUUUCAGGUGGGGAUGGCCGGUGACAACGACGCACAAUCCUAUCAGGCACUCCGCUGGGAACUGACGGCCAUGCUCACACUAGAACUUCCCGAGAUUAUCUGACCGCAAUUCCAGUCAAGCCUGGAUGUAUCUGACCGCAAUUACAUCCAGAAAUCAGUCGGAAAGUCCGUGUGUAUGCCCCGAUGGGGCCCUACACGCCCUAAUCAACACUUCAAAAGAGA